UUUUCUGUUCAUUUUCUGGAAAGCAAAACCCCUGUCCUCACAGUACCUUCUAGUUGUUUCCAGCUUCCAUUUCUAAUCCUCCAUUUUCUCGCAAUACCCAGAUAAGAAACGGUUUAGUUGAAGUCCAAUUUAACCAAAGUUUCACUAAUUUUGACGUAAAAGUGAUUUUUUUCUCUGCUUUUUCAAUGGGGUGUGCAUAUUGAAUUAUUGAGUUUGCAUAGCAUGGUUUUGAAGCUGCAUAAUUUUCCCUCUCGUAAUUUCAUUAAUGCAGGAACGUUCUCCCGAAGAAAGGGUGAAUUUUAGUUUCUAUUUUACCUCUUUGGGAGAGGAACAAUUUCUUUUUGGCUUCCCCCAAAAAUGGUGCAAAGUUUGUCGUUGAGUACUCUAGCUACUUGCGGAAAGAUCCCAAAUCAAAAGAUACCAUCUUGGAUGACACCCUUUGAGCCAUUCAACAGAUCCCAAAUUACCUCUGCCUCUGGCAGACACUUGGUUUGUUGUAACCAUUCUGUGCACAGCUUUUUCUUGAUUGGGUACCCUUAUGUUUCAAGGCACGGUGGUUUUAAGGCUAAAGCAGCAUGGAUGUUUAGAGGGGGAGAGCAAGGGUUGGAUGCAAGUUCAGAGCACAGUGAGAGUGCUAAUGAGGAUAUCUUGAUGUUCUUCUUUCAGCUAGACCUGGCCACAAGAGUACAGUAUGCUUUGAAUAUGGAGCAGUAUGACGCUGCACAGCAACUGAGAAACAAACUUACUGAGGUUGAAGAAGAGGUAAUCAAGCAACAACAGUCAAAAAGGGGAUUGUCUUCAAAAAGUGAAGCUCAAGAUAAAGCUCUAAGUAUUAUACGUCUUCGUUCAGACCUCCAGAAUGCUGUAGAGAAGGAAAAUUAUGCCUUGGCUGCUGAAUUACGGGAUGAAAUUUCCAAACUAGAAGCAGAGUCUCUAGCUGCAUCAGCUAAAGCUUUGGCUCAUGAAAAUGCACAAUAUGCAUUUCGCUUGGGUCAGAAAGUGAGACAUAAAAAAUUUGGCUAUAGAGCUGUGAUCUGUGGAAUGGAUCCGGUAUGCAGUGAAACAAGUUCAUGGAUGGACAAUGCACAAGUUAAGAAGUUGACUCGUGGUUCCACUCAACCAUUUUAUCAGGUUCUUGUUGAUGUACGUGCUGAACCAAAUCUAUUAGUGGCAUAUGUUCCAGAGGAGAAUCUUUUAACACCUGAUAAGCCAGACAUGGGAAGAUUUGAUCAUCCCUACAUCUCUUUUCUUUUCUAUGGAAUGGAUUCAGCUGGAGAUUUCAUCCCAAUUAAGCAACUACGGGAGAAGUACAAUAAACCAAGGCAUGAAAUACCCAUUGACCCACCAAAUGAUGAAUGAAAAAGAUGGAUUCAAAGCUUAAAAACCAAUGUGAACUAUAUGCCCUGUUCAACCGGGUCGAGAAUUGAGAGGCUGAAAAUCUUCCGCCAGCACAAUGAUUAUGGCCCUGCCAUGAGAUCACGCACUUAGCCCCACCUUAUAUUCUGUGUAUACCUUUCCAUUUCUCCAUCACAGUGGUGAAGAUACUGAAUAACUACAUAACCUUAUAUGUGUAUAUCGCUAAAAAGUGUUACUUCAUCAAACAGUGGAGAGUUUGUCUAUAGAUGAACAUAUUUUCCUGUA
Messenger RNA from Vigna angularis (adzuki bean), 1641 nucleotides. Its product is annotated as clp protease adapter protein ClpF, chloroplastic. Gene Ontology annotation, molecular function: DNA binding; protein binding. NCBI's taxonomy places the organism in Eukaryota, Viridiplantae, Streptophyta, Magnoliopsida, Fabales, Fabaceae. The record is from RefSeq and is a predicted model, not a curated record. The transcript is spliced from 8 exons. Bases 358 to 1359 code for a protein of 333 amino acids.